Molecule: messenger RNA, 2673 nt
Organism: Menidia menidia (Atlantic silverside)
Lineage: Eukaryota; Metazoa; Chordata; Actinopteri; Atheriniformes; Atherinopsidae
Source: the annotation of a GenBank genome assembly
AUGGGGUUCACGCACCAUGCCAUGAUGCUGUCUGUCACCAUGAUCCACGUGGUUUCAGCUAUGAGCUUUAUGACUCCUGAGCCCGAUACACCACCAACACCAUCCCCAGACUCUUACCCUCUGGGUGACCUAAUCCAUGCUGCUCUCCAGAGUAAGCAAUACCUAGGGCAGGCCUCUGCUUCCACAGGUACCACCACUAAUCCGACACAGGCUGUGCCGGGGCUUGGGCAGGCUGAAACAACAGCCACAGCUAUAUCACCAGGGCUUCUCACCACGGCUAUAAGUUCCUCUCCAGCCUCUGGCCUGGACAGUUCCAGGGUUCCCAUGUCCAUGCUGCCCAUGGAAGAGGAGACAACCACCACUCUGAUCACUACAACCACCAUAACCACCAUGCACAUGCCAGUACAAUGCAAUGCCACUUUGUCAGCCAUGGAGGAUGUUGUCGAGUCACCAGAUCCGACAUCAUCAUCCUCCUAUUCCCCUCUGGAAUGCACCUACAGCAUUACUGUGUAUCCAGGGUAUGGUGUUGAAAUUCAGGUGAGGAAGUCAGAUCUCUCAAAAGAAGAGUCUCUGAUGAUUAUGGGUUACGGAGGUUCAGCACCAGAACUAUUAGCCAAUGAGACCCUUGUGAAAGAGGGACAGGUGAUUCGCAGCACUACCAAUCAGGUGUACAUUCACUAUCGUAGCCUGCGACAGUCCAACCAUGGCACAUUCAACCUCCACUACCAAGCUUUUCUCCUGUCCUGCCCAUUCCCCAAGUCACCUGAGGGUGGCGGAGUGACGGUGACAGACAUCCAUCCUGGAGGGCAGGCCCACUUCCACUGUGAUCCAGGGUUCCAGAUUCGAGGCCAUGAGGUGGCAACCUGUGUCAACACAACACAGCCACACUGGAGCACUGCUGUGCCUCAAUGUGUUGUUGUGUCUUGUGGAGGGUGGAUUCGGAAUGCAUCAGUUGGACGGAUACUUUCUCCACCUCCUCCAUCUGUCAGCAACCAUACAAAUGGAAAUAAUCUGAGUUGCCACUGGCUGAUAGAAGCCAAAGAAGGACACAGACUCCACUUGCACUUUGAGAGGAUUGCACUGGAUGAAGAUGAUGACAAGUUAAUCGUGCGAAGUGGAAACAGUUCCCUGUCCCCUCCACUCUUUGACUCAGAUCUGGAUGAUGUCCCAGAGCGUGGGUUGCUGAGUGAGAGCUCCACACUGUACCUUGAGCUCACAGCUGAUUCUUCCUCCAUUCCCUUGCUGCUAGCACUGCGAUAUGAGGCUUUCGAUGACGAGCACUGCUGGGAGCCGUACAUCCCUCAUGGAAAUUUCAGCAGUAGUGACAUCACAUACCAGCUGGGCACCACCGUCAGCUUCACCUGCUCUCCGGGCUUCGUCAUGGAACAGGGUUCAGGGACCAUUGAGUGCAUCAACCCCAGCAAUCCCCACUGGAACGACAGCGAACCCAUCUGCAGAGCUCUGUGUGGAGGGGAGCUGACCGAGCCCACGGGCACCGUCCUGUCCCCUGAUUGGCCUCAGAGCUACUCUAAAGGGCUGGACUGCAUGUGGCAGAUCCAUGGUAACGAGGAAAAGCGCAUUGAACUGGAUGUGCAGAUAUUAAAUAUCCGCCACACAGAUGUGCUGACACUUUUUGAUGGGCGUGACCUCUCAUUACACGUGAUUGGCCAAUACCUGGGAUCCAAGGAGCGUUUCCAGGUUGUGUCCGGGGGAUCUGAAGUCACAAUUCAGUUUCAGAGUGAUCCAGAUGACUCCAGUUUCAUCCUGAGUCAAGGCUUUCUCAUCCAUUAUCGCGAGGUUGAGCCUAAUGAAACCUGCCCCACACUCCCUCAAAUUGAGUUUGGCUGGGUCAGCUCAUCCCACACUUCUCCUGUGAGAGGCAGCGUGCUGACCUACCAGUGCCAGCCCGGAUAUGACAUCAGCGGAUCGGACAUCAUCACCUGCCAGUGGGACCUCUCCUGGAGCAGCAGCCCACCCACUUGUGUGAAAGUCCAGCAGUGUCCUGAUCCAGGAGAGGUGGUAAACGGAGCACGCUCUGUGCGUCCCGAGGCAGGCUUUGCAGUUGGGACAGUUGUGCGUUUCUCCUGCAACCAGGGUUAUCAGCUGGAGGGUCCCAGCCAAAUCUCCUGCCAUGGGCGGGACACCGGCACCCCCAAAUGGAGUGACCGCAGCCCAAAGUGUGUCUUAAAAUAUGAUCCAUGCCCAAACCCUGGAGUCCCGGACAAUGGUUACCAAACCUUGUACAAGCACAGCUACCAGGCAGGAGAAACACUGCGAUUCUUCUGCUAUGAGGGCUAUGAACUUAUCGGUGAUGUCAUCAUCACAUGUGCUCCUGGCCAUCCUUCUCAGUGGAACAGCCCUCCUCCCUUUUGCAAAGUGGCUUAUGAGGAGCUUUUGGAUGAUCACAAAUCAGAAGUGUCCCAGUCUUUCGAGCCAUCCCAUCAGAUCCUGAGUGAAAACAUUGCUUUGGCAAUCAUUUUACCAAUCAUCCUGGUCAUCCUCCUGAUUGGAGGAAUAUACAUGUACUAUACAAAUAUUUGCAGACUAGAAUGGAAGCCGCUCUUCUGGAAAUCUCUUUCUCACACACACUCAUACAGUCCAAUAACAGUCGAAUCUGAUUUCAACAAUCCUCUUUAUGAAGCUGGGGACACACGGGAGUAUGAAGUAUCCAUU